AUGGACUCGGGCAACAUGAAGUCCAAGCAGGGCCGCAAUCCUGCUCGGAUCUGUGCUGCCCGCUGCGGCGCCGUCUUCUCUGCAACGAGCGCCACUCCCGAGCUGGCGGGUGCGACAGCGACGGCGUCAGCUCUCACUCUCCGGCUCAAAUUCAAUUGCUUUCCCUACUCCUCGCCAGCAUCCAGACGUCCGCACCCUUCCUAG
Molecule: messenger RNA, 204 nt
Organism: Phanerochaete carnosa HHB-10118-sp
Lineage: Eukaryota; Fungi; Basidiomycota; Agaricomycetes; Polyporales; Phanerochaetaceae
Exons: 1
Coding region: 1-204 (67 amino acids)
Source: RefSeq, a predicted model, not a curated record